This is a messenger RNA of Plasmodium knowlesi strain H, 1002 nucleotides long. Its product is annotated as U5 small nuclear ribonucleoprotein 40 kDa protein, putative. Gene Ontology annotation, molecular function: protein binding; RNA binding. The coding region runs from base 1 to 1002 and encodes 333 amino acids. The transcript has a single exon. Gene Ontology annotation, cellular component: catalytic step 2 spliceosome. NCBI's taxonomy places the organism in Eukaryota, Apicomplexa, Aconoidasida, Haemosporida, Plasmodiidae. The record is from RefSeq and is a predicted model, not a curated record.
AUGGAAAUAGUUCAGGCGAAUCCGCACGCAUUGGUCGCCGACGAAAGGCAAGGAGGGGUGGGUCCCGGCCCAGGACCAGGAGGGGGAGAGAGAAAAACGGGUCUGUAUUCCCCCAACAUGUUAAUUAACAGCCACAAGGAGGAAGUGUAUUCAGUGAACUUCUCAUCUGACGGAAAGUUCAUCGCAUCUGGGAGUUUAGACAUGACAAUAAUGGUGCAUAAUGUAUACAAUGAGUGUGAAACGUUGAGCGUUUUAAGUGGACAUAAAAACGCAGUUUUGCAAGCCAAAUGGUGUAGAGACGACACACACAUAUGCAGUGCAUCCGCUGAUUUCAAUGCCUUCCUAUGGGAUGUAGAGAAUGAAUUAAAAGUUAGAAGCUUUAAAGGGCACACAAGUAUCGUUAACGGUUUAGAUGUUAUUAAUUAUAAUUUAUUUGCCACCUGUAGUGAUGAUUCCACUGUAAAAAUAUGGGAUUUUAGAUGUAAAAAAUGUGUUCAUACAGUUACUUCAGAUUGUCCAUUUUUAGCUAUUUGUUCAGAUAAGAAGGGAGAAUCUUUUUACGUAUCUUCUACAGAUGAUAAAAUAAGUAAAUAUUCCAUUACCACUGGAGAGUUAGAAGAUACCUUUACAGGUCACAAGCAUUAUAUAAGCGGCUUAGCUGUAAAUAAUGAAGAGACUGUCUUGGCAUCUCUCAGUGCGGAUGAAACCAUCUGCCUUUGGGACAUUCAACCUUUCCCUUGUGAUGACAAACUAUUGUUUCAACUACCUGCACCGAGGUUUAACAUAGAUUACAAUUUAAUUAAAUUGUCUUUCAAUAACGAUAGAUUCCUUGCCUGUGGUAGUGGAGACAACCACCUCUACAUCUAUGAUUACAAAGAAAAAAUCCUUAUGUAUACCUUGCCUGGUCAUACAAGCACCAUAAACGACGUUGCCUUUCACCCUUAUGAAGACAUUGUGGUGUCCUGCUCGUCGGAUAAAACGAUUUUUCUGGGCGAGUUAUAA